Molecule: messenger RNA, 817 nt
Organism: Neopelma chrysocephalum (saffron-crested tyrant-manakin)
Lineage: Eukaryota; Metazoa; Chordata; Aves; Passeriformes; Pipridae
Product: splicing factor 3B subunit 2-like
Exons: 6
Biological process (GO): mRNA splicing, via spliceosome
Cellular component (GO): U2-type spliceosomal complex; U2 snRNP; catalytic step 2 spliceosome
Source: RefSeq, a predicted model, not a curated record
CUGACGGAUGACGUGAAGAAGGACAAGGAGAAGGAGCCGGAGCGGGCGGAGAGGGCGGAAAACGCCGGAGCCCCCCGGAAAAAGGGACCCGAGGACGGGACCAGGGGCAGCGACGGGGACAGUUCUGAGGAUGAGCAGGAGAAGAAGCAGGAGGUGCCCAAACUGUCCAAGAAGAAACUGCGGCGCAUGAACAGAUUCACCGUGGCCGAACUCAAGCAGCUGGUGGCCCGUCCGGACGUGGUGGAGAUGCACGACGUGACGGCUCAGGACCCCAAGCUCCUGGUUCACCUCAAGGCCACGCGCAACUCGGUGCCGGUGCCGCGGCACUGGUGCUUCAAGAGGAAGUACCUGCAGGGCAAGAGGGGCAUCGAGAAGCCCCCGUUCGAGCUGCCCGAGUUCAUCAAGCGCACGGGCAUCCAGGAGAUGAGGGAGGCCCUGCAGGAGAAGGAGGAGCAGAAGACGAUGAAGUCCAAGAUGCGGGAGAAGGUUCGGCCCAAGAUGGGCAAGAUCGACAUCGAUUACCAGAAGCUGCACGACGCCUUCUUCAAGUGGCAAACCAAGCCCAAGCUCACCAUCCACGGGGACCUCUACUACGAGGGGAAGGAGUUCGAGACGCGGCUGAAGGAGAAGAAACCGGGAGAUCUCUCGGAUGAGCUCAGGAUCGCACUGGGAAUGCCCGUGGGACCAAACGCCCACAAGGUGCCCCCCCCGUGGCUGAUCGCGAUGCAGCGCUACGGACCCCCCCCCUCCUACCCCAACCUCAAGAUCCCGGGGCUCAACUCCCCCAUCCCGGAGGUGAGAGAGGGAAUUUGGGGGG